Hippocampus zosterae (dwarf seahorse) is the source of this 1270-nucleotide messenger RNA. Its product is annotated as gastrula zinc finger protein XlCGF49.1-like. The transcript has a single exon. Gene Ontology annotation, molecular function: RNA polymerase II cis-regulatory region sequence-specific DNA binding; DNA-binding transcription factor activity, RNA polymerase II-specific. The record is from RefSeq and is a predicted model, not a curated record. Gene Ontology annotation, cellular component: nucleus. The annotation marks the transcript as partial. NCBI's taxonomy places the organism in Eukaryota, Metazoa, Chordata, Actinopteri, Syngnathiformes, Syngnathidae. Gene Ontology annotation, biological process: regulation of transcription by RNA polymerase II.
AACCUGGCCGUUGCUCUUCGCCAUAUCUUCGGGAUCUUUCGGCUUGCUGCACAGUUGUUGAAGAGACACAUCAGAAUACACACUGGUGAGAAACCUUUUGCCUGCUUGGUGUGUGAGCAAAGAUUCUCCCGGAAGGAAAGCUUAAAAUGUCACACAAGAACCCAUACCGGUGAGAAACCUUUUGCCUGCUCGUUGUGUGGCCGAAGUUUCUCAGAGACGAGAUACUUGAAAAAUCACACUCAAAGGCACACUGGUGACAAACCUUUUGCUUGCUUGAUGUGUGAGCAAAGAUUCUCCCGGAAGGAAAGCUUAAAAUGUCACAGAAGAACCCACACUGGUGAGAAACCUUUUGCCUGUUCAGAUUGUGGCCGAAGAUUCUCUCAGAAGGGAAAAUUAAUUCAUCUCACAAGAAUCCACACUGGUGAGAAACCUUAUGCCUGCUCAAUCUGCGGCCAAAGAUUCUCUCAUAACCCAAGCUUAAACACACACACAAGAACUCACACUGGUGAGAAACCGUUUCCCUGUUCAGAUUGCGGCCAAAGAUUCUCUCAGAAGGGAAACUUAACAAUACACACAAGAACACACUGAUGAGAAACCUUUUUCGUGCUCAAUAUGCAGCCAAAGGUUCUCCCAUAAUACAAGCAUAAAAAUACACAAAAGAACACACGCUGGUGAGAAACCUUUUGCCUCCUCAUUUUAUUGCUGAGGAUUCACUUGGAAGGGAAGUUUAAAAAUACACACAAAUACACACUUUUGUGAAAAAAAGAUUAUCUCUGAAAAAAGACUUAAGAAGGCACACAAGUCCCCACAUGAGUGAGAAACCUAUUUCCUGUUCAGUUUGUGGCCAAAGAUUCUCUGAGAUGGGAAACUUAACAAGGCACCCAAGAACCCACACUGGUGAGAAAUCUUUUUCUUGAUCAGUUUGUGGCCAAAGAUUCUCUUGGAAGAGAGUCUUGAUAAAAACAUCCUCUUGCAUGUUUCACAUUAAAAAGCAGAAGUGUGAUGACAACGAAGUUUUCACCUCUCAUCUGAGCAGGCUUCUCUUCACUUCAUGCACCAAGGUGCAUGAUAUUUUAUGUGCUCUUCCUUGACUCCAUUAAUUUCUUUCUUUCGUCAUGAAUGAAAAAAUUGAGCUUUGUCAUCGGGGUUAUAAUACUUCUGGAUUCUUCAUGAUAGUUAGUUUUCGAGAUAUGUAUUUUAUCUUUUUUUUUUACCAUAUGCAUCCAUCCAUCCAUCCAUUUUCUGUUCCGCUUUGUCCUCACAAGGGUCA